Molecule: messenger RNA, 2849 nt
Organism: Caenorhabditis elegans
Lineage: Eukaryota; Metazoa; Nematoda; Chromadorea; Rhabditida; Rhabditidae
Gene: suco-1
Product: SUN domain-containing protein
Exons: 9
Coding region: 50-2458 (802 amino acids)
Cellular component (GO): membrane; endomembrane system
Source: RefSeq, marked reviewed
CUCAACAGAAAACACGACGCAUGGGUGAGCGAGAAAGGUGGAACAGGUGAUGAAGCUCAAGCGGUUAUUGAUAUUUGCCGUACUACUAGUACUACCCAACAUAAAUGCUAAUCAAGAAGUGUCAUUUGUAAAACACUGGAAAGACAUUUUACUGACUGAUGGAGAACAUAGUCCAAUUUGCGCAUUAUCUAUCGAUGGUUGCGCCAGGUCAGCCCCGUACAAUGUUUCGAAAAAGAUUAUGAAGGCUUCGGUAAAUGCAUCGGAAAAGGAUUCGAUACCCGAGAAAAGCAUAGAUAACUUUGAUGAAUGGACGAAAAAGCGAAGAGAUGCGGUUGCGAACCAAAACGGACAGAAUCAAAAAACAAUUGAGCCAACUCAAGUUGCCCGGCACGAUGAAGUUUCAAUUCCGCUGCCCCCAAUCACUCGUCCACCGAGAAACUUUGCCAGUCGGGAAUGUGGCGCUAAAAUUAUCGCUGCAAAUCCUGAAGCUGAGAAUGCUAAAGCUGUUGUAAAUGAGAAAGACGUCGAUGAUUAUAUGAGAAAUCCAUGCCAAUCUGCCAAAGAAAAAUUUAUAGUUAUUGAGUUAUGCGAAGCAAUUCAGAUUAAAAAGAUAGCUAUUGGAAACUUUGAACUGUUCGCUUCAAGACCCAAAACAAUUCAAGUUUUCAUUUCUGAGAGAUACCCUCCUCUCGCAAAUUGGAUCUCUGUUGGACCAUUUCAUCUGCAGGAUCAUCAUAAGAAUUUGCAAACUUUUGAUGUUCCAAACACAAAUGUCUAUGCAAAAUAUGUCAGGAUCAACCUAGAAGAUCAUUAUGGAAAAGAACAUUACUGCAUUGUUUCGGUUGUUAAUGUGAUGGGGAGUACUUUGGCUGACGAAUAUGACAAAGAAGAAGCUGCUGCUCAUCUUUUAAAUGUAAUUGAAGAAGUGAAGGAAGAGCCAGUGACAACUCCGCCACCAUCGGAGCAGAAAAUGCAGACACAGCUUCCAGUGCCACCGAAAUCUCCGAAUCAAACUGUUUCAGCACGAAUGAAAUCAGUAGACUUCCGUCAACUGAAAUCGGUUUGCUCACAAUGUUCUGUAGGGAAAGUUUCCAACCUCAUAUGCCAUAUUCUUCCAAUUCCAACGAGAGUAAAGAAAAAUGAUUUAGUCAAGCCUCCGAAUAACCUGAAAACAUCCACAAUUAAGCCUGCAGUUACGGAUAAGCGAGACCUCAAGACAGAAAUCGGAUUGUGGGCAGAACGAAGUCGGCAUUCUAAUUUCGAACAGUCUAGGAGAAGAAAUUUGGCAACAAUCCAAAGACUUCACCCGAAAGAUGUGCAAAAAAUUUCCACAGCACCUGAUGUUCCGACACCUAAAGCUGAAAAUAUCGAAAAACCCACUGAAAAGCCAUCGGAAGAGGUUAAACCUCCAGCUCGAGAGCAACCACAAGUUUCCUUGCCUCCAAAGCCGAAAUCUGAGCCGAUUCUGCCCGCCGGAGGAUCCACUAACCAACGGGAGCUGGUUCUUAUGAAAUUAAGCAAACGUAUUGCAGCAGUUGAACUAAAUUUAACACUGAGCUCGGAGUACCUUUCGGAAUUAAGUAAACAGUACGUAUCUCAAAUGAGUGGAUAUCAACAAGAAUUAAAGGAAACUCGUAAAGCUUCCAAGAAAACCGCCCAAACUGUCGAGGCAAUGAUGAGAUCGAAAAUGAAUGGUGUGAAGCGGGAGUUGCGUGAUCUGAGGCAGUCUGUAUAUCUCCUCCAAAAGCUAGAGAAUAGUCGAUACAACAAUGUACAAAGUGAAAUGAGUCGACAAGUUCUUAUGUCUUCCUGUCAUAUUAGCUCGAAUGUUCCGCCAAGUCCAACGAUAGCUCGGCUACCUCUAAUUAUUCCCGCUUUGAACAGAAAGCUUGAAAACUUCACGAACUUUGAGGAAAGAAUGAAAAAGAUUUACGAAACUGCCAAAUCGGUGAUGUUCGGUUCACUGACAUGGAAUACUGAUCAUCUAAUUGUGGCUUUAAUAUCAUUCAACAUCAUGGCACUAUCAUUUCUUUUUGCUGGCGUCUUCUACAUUCAUCGAAGAAAUAAGGAAAGAUGCGAAGAAACUCAAAUCAUUGUGAAAAACGAAUUGAGAGCUCGAAUCGCGAAAGUUGGAAUAGAGAAUCGCAAGCUGAUCUCAAAAGGAAUGCGAAGAGCAGAGCUGGCGGUCACUGCGGCUGUUUCAUCUGCGUUGAAGAUUGAAAAGACGUCGAGUAAUCGCAGUGCGAUGACAGAAUUAGAGACGGCACUUGCGAAUUUGUUUGAGGCUCAACAGACGCGGAUUGAGGAGCAAUUUGAGCAGAAUCAGAAAAUGCUCCGAGACGCUUUGUCGGAAAGAAAUGGAUCCCGAUUUGAUGAUACUUUAAGCGUGGAGGACAGUGAAAGCUCGUCGGAAACGGAACAUUCAAAGGAGGAUACACCGACUUUAAAUGCAGAUUAGAAAAUUACUGUAGUAUUUAUUCAUAACAAAGCUUGAAUUUGUAGUAGAUUACUAACUUGGUGACUAGCAUUCCAUACGAGUUCAAUUCUUUCUUUCUCUUUCCUUCCUUUUCCAUCACUCUCGCCCAUUUACAAUCAAAUUGCCCUCUUCCCCCAUACCGAUUGAAUUGAUUUCGUUUGUACAGGUUUUCGACAUUCAAUGUCGCUUAUUAUUCUCCAUCCUGAACCAUUUUUCAGCUUGCUGUGCAUGCUUUUCUCCCCCAAUUUUACUGUGAACAGGGUCUCCUCGCCGUCCGGUGUGAUAUAUUUGCCACACCGAAUUGAUUUACUGAUUCAGAUCUUUCCAUUAUAAUUUUAUUGUCACUGUAAUUUUCCAUGAAUUUUUGUGUACU